AUGUCAUUGCCAAAACCACCUCCUCUACCUCCACGGAGACCUACACCAACACCUCAACCUCCACAUGCAGAUACAGAGCCGGGACCACCUAUAUCUGAACCUGUAGCCGCCGAACCUCCUCCUCUUCCUUCCAAAUCACCUUCGACUUCUCGCACCCCUGACGCCACAAAGCUUGCCCAUGAUGAAGCAGACCAUCCUCGCCCUCUCGCUUCAGUUAUGUCAGACUACAUCAUUCUACCUCCACCUUUACCGCCCCGUGUACCAUCAGUAUCGAAGCCAAUUCCAGAACCUAUCUUAGUGAACGAAGGGAAUUCUAGAGUAAUUUCCAACCCAGUACCGAUUCCAGAUGAUCCACCUACAUCGAUUGCAAUCGCUGAUGGAGUUUUGACUUCACCUUCAUCGAGCGAGGUGACUUCUCCUGUGACUGUAGCUAUCACUCCAGCUACACCUCCUGACUCUCAGCCUAAUUCACCUACUUCACCCUCGAGCCUCUCUUUCGGUCAAUCAGUUGAAGAGAUGAAGACACCAAGACCACCCUCUCCCUCUGACAAUGCCGAUGCAGGUAUCUCGCAAACACCUCCUCGACCGGUGACUGAUCAAAGAGAACCACAUUCAUCACCCGUUCCACCUCCUUUACCACUUCGUAAACCCAACCCUCCUCCUCUCCCACUCAGGAACUCACGAACCACCAAUGUAGCUUUAUCAACUGUACCCACCCUGGGACCGAUGGUAUGGAGCAUAUCGAUGGUCUGCCUAGCCUAUAUGAGAGUAUCCUUUGUAACAUUACUCAUUUUUGGCAUACUGGGCUACAUGGGGAUGAAAAAAUUGGAAAAGACCGCUGAGGAGACGUUGAGAAAAGAGGAACCUGAAGAUCCGGGAGCCUCGAGAAGCAAUCGAGCCGCCGGCAAAGAGGCCGUGGAAUGGCUGAAUCACGCUUUGUAUGCUUUGUUCCCAUUGAUCUCGACAGAUGUCCUGACGCCUUUUGUGGAUCUGAUGGAAGAUGCUCUAGCGGGACAAGUGCCUCCUGUGGUGACAUCUGUCAGACUCACCUCGCCUGCCCUAGGUUCACAACCCGUCUUACUCACCUCUCUUAUUCCUAUAUCGGACGAAGAAUGGUUCUCAUCUUUAUCAGUGCCCGAAGAACCCGUCAAGAACGUCUUGCGAAAGAGGGAAAGGGGCAAAUCGGAAAACGGAAAAGCGAAACACAACAGAAAUACAUCGAGUGUAUCGUGUGUCUCCGUAGAAGGUAGUACAGAGAUGAAUACAUCUAGAUCUACUACUUCCAGUGGCGGGUCGACUACUUAUGGGGCGGAUGAACAGGCCAAAGAGGCAGUGAGAAGAAGGAAAAGAGAUAAAAUAUUACAAAGAGUCUCUAGGAAGGGAGCACCGAUGGAUCACCAAAAUAAAAUAGAUGGGAGUGAUGAUCUGCGACAACACGAACAAGAACAAGGCGUUAAUGGACAGAGAAAGCAUGUUGGAGAGAAUAAUGAGACGUUUAAUAUGAACGAGGAUGAUCCGAACGCUGGUCAGUAUGUGAAUUAUCAAAUCGGCUUCGAAUAUAGAAGGUCUAGGGAUGCUGAGAAGAAGGGAAGAGGAUUACAUUGUUUGGCAUAUUUUGGAUGGGGAAUAAAAGGAGUAGCAGGAUCUGAGAUACCAGUUUACAUCGAUGUGCUAUCAAUUAAAGGGAUUGUGAAUCUACGAUUACUACUCUCUGCUACACCACCUUUCGUCAGAACCGGUACAUUCUCAUUUCCCAAGUUGCCAGAAUACGAUGUAUCUGCUCAACCACUUAAGAAGGGAGCCUUCAACGCUAUGGAGUUACCGGGAAUGAAGCAAUAUGUCAAACAGUCGAUAACGGAAGUAGCCUCAGCUUUUGUAUCCCCUCAAUCUUAUACCCUCGACCUCGAUCGACUACUGCUUGGUCAAGAAAGUGCCUUGCGAACCACCAAUAUAGGUGUGUUGAGAAUAAUAAUCCACAGCGCUGAGGACUUGCCCAAAGUCGAUACGAUGGGAUCGUGUGAUCCAUACGUAUCGAUCGGGAUGAGUAAAUAUCACAAACCGGUGUUUAGUACGAGGACUAUUAGGGAUAGUAGGGAUCCGAAAUGGGAGGAAGAGGCGUUUGUCCUGGUAUCGUCCGAUGCGAUCGAAGCUGGCGAAAGAUUACGAAUUAAAGCGUGCGACUCUGAUCGAUUCUCCGCGGAUGACGCAUUGGGAGUGGUUGAAGUGGAUAUAUCAGAUUUGGUCGAUACUCAUUCAUCCAAAUUGUUUUUCAAGACAGACGACCUCAAAGAGGAUACACCGGGUAUGAAAUGUUCAGGAAGAUUGAAAUGGUCUGUCCAGUUUCACGGAUUAUGGCAAAUGUCCUCUGAGAAGAUCAAGAAACGUUCAAUGGAGACUAAUGCCCUUCAAGAUGAUAUCAAUCCGCCUGAGAUUCACCAAGUACCAUUUUGGAUGGAGAUGCUCAGUAAAAUUAUAGAUAAGAACGAUGAGAAGUGGUACAAGCUUCGACAAGAGAAGAGAAAAGAGACAUCGGCUUGGUUUAAUGGUGAGAAAGAGAGGGAUAGGCUGGAAGCUGAGGAGAAACCUGAUGAAGGAUACAGAAGUGGGAUAUUGCAGUUCCAUGUCCAUCAGUGUAUAGAUCUCGAAGUUGAACCCCUAUCAGGAACCUACUCUUCCCAUACCACCUCAAGAAACUCCCCGGCAGGUGGUAAACCCGCCCUGGAAUCACUGACUGAUCGCACUCCGGUAGAAAAUCCUGACCCACCUUCAUCAUACUGCGAAGUUCACCUAAACGAUAAGCUCAUUUACCGUACUCGUACCAAACAAGUCACGCCUCUACCAUAUUUCAACGCAGUAAGCGAACGCUUCGUAAGAGAUUGGACGGAAAGCAAGGUUGUUUUCGUCGUACGGGACGAAAGGAAUAGGGAACAUGAUCCGAUACUUGGUAUAGUGGUUAUACCACUUAAAGAAGCCUUCAAGACUAGAAGUCAAUUUACAAGGUGGUUCCCUCUAGUAGGUGGAUUAGGCUGGGGUAGAAUUAGGAUAUCGUUACUUUGGAAACCUCUCGAUAUGGAAUUACCUAGAGGUAUAUCAGGAUAUGAAGUUGCCACAUUCCGAUUGAAGGGUUUAGCUUUUAGUUCACUUGGUAUUGGACCACAGUCCGAAAAAGGUUUAACAGUCAUACUUUCGACAGAUUCAGAUAAGUACGAAUUAAGUACUUCAUCCGAUCAAGUAUCAUCUUCAACUACGAAUACCCCUACAUCAGCUAGAACAAGUUUAGAAAGAAUACAAUCUCCUUCAAAAGUAUCUUUAGAUGAAGAGAUAGAAAUGGAAUUUGAUCUGAGCUCUAAGCAUGUAAGAUUAGCUAUGAUGUAUAGACAUUCAUGUUCGUUACUCGUUACGUUGAUUCAACGAUCGAGUGUGUUGAAGAAGAAGAGGAUAAUGGGCAUCGGAUUGGUCAAUCUGAGGAAGAUGCUGGAUGGAAAUGGAGAUUGUAAAAUCGGGAUUUGGGGUACUGAAAAUGUAGAAAAAGUUAUGAGAUCUCAAGAAUUACUGGAUCAAGAGGAUGAUGAUGGGACAGACGAGGGCGAGGGAAGAUUGAUGAGUCCACCUUUAAGUGUGGGAGUGGAGAGGAAACCAAGUUUUAGAAGAAGAAUUGCAGAAAGGAGAUCAUGGCCUGAUUCACCUGCUUCCAUCAGAGAAAGGUCGAAAUCUAUCUCAGGGUCUUCCAUCAAUUCUACAAGAACCUCUCGUAGUGGAGUCAACGGAGUACCGUUGUUGGGGUAUGCUGAAGUGAAGUUUAAGAUUAUACCUGGAGUUAGUAGAGUGCAUAGGAAAGUGGCUAAAAGAGAUAUGAGGUUCAAGAGGGUAUAUGAAGUCUGGGAGAGCGAAAGAGAAGUGGAAAUGGGUUGGGAUAAGAUGAAUGAAGGUGAGAGGGUUAGGAGUGAAUUGGAAGCGAUAGAUGGGAAGAGUGAUUCUGAUGGUGAAGAACAAGAUGAAGGUGGUAGUGAUAGUGGAGAUAGUGGUAGUGAUGUUGAAGAAGAAGAUAAUGAGGAUGAGGACGGGAAGAGAGAUUUGGUGGAUGACUCUGAAGAUGAAUUGGAGGUGGAAAAGAAGAUGUCGGAGAGGAGAGCUCAUUCGCAUGCUUUGCAUAAACGGCACAAAGGUAUCUUCCAACUCAAGAUCGCUCGGACCGGCCGUUAUGUCAAAGAUAAAUUCAGUUCCAAAGUAUAUUCUGCGGCGCAUAGUGGAGGGAAUAAAGAUCAGAGUAGGAGCAGAGGAGCGGAUUUGGAAGUUGAACGUGAAGGUAUUUCGAAGAUGUAA
Kwoniella mangroviensis CBS 8507 is the source of this 4323-nucleotide messenger RNA. RefSeq lists its product as uncharacterized. The record is from RefSeq and is a predicted model, not a curated record. Lineage: Eukaryota; Fungi; Basidiomycota; Tremellomycetes; Tremellales; Cryptococcaceae. The transcript has 10 exons. Bases 1 to 4323 code for a protein of 1440 amino acids.